Molecule: messenger RNA, 566 nt
Organism: Camellia sinensis
Lineage: Eukaryota; Viridiplantae; Streptophyta; Magnoliopsida; Ericales; Theaceae
Source: RefSeq, a predicted model, not a curated record
AGAGAUAUGCAUAUAUGGCCAUCGAUGAAGAUCAGGGAAUCGUUCAAGGUAGCAUACCUGGAGAAACUGGAGUUGAAUCUCCACAGAAUGAACAGCCAGAAGAAGAAGAACACCGCCUCCGUAAUUGAGAAGAAACUCUUAGAUGAAACUAAUAAUCAAAGAGAGAGAGAAAGAGAGAGAGAGAGAGAUAUUGUUGUUGAUUUGGAGAUGGAGAAUCGUGCUGGUGGUGGCGGUGGGGCUUUGCUUUUGUGCCAAGAGCUUCUCAUGAUCCUCUCUUGCUGUUACUGUUGUUUCUGCUUUGGAGCCUGUGUUGACAAAGAAGGAAACUGAAAGCACUGCAUUUGGGAGAGGGGACUUCUGCACAUGGAAUUUGCUUUGUACAUGCAAAAUUGUGGAAUUCGGCUACUCUCUGUGUAGCUCUUGAAAAAUUCUAGUGUUAUUAACAAAAAACCCAAAAAAAAAUAGUUCUGUUUUUUGUUUUUUUUUUCAUCAGCAAAAACUGGUUCUGUUUACUGUUCAUGUUAUGGCUAAUCUUCUCGUACAUGAAUUGAUGUGAUUCAUCUCCA